UAUUGGCCAACAAAAAUGCGGGUAGUUCUACGAGAGCAAGCUGUCCCUGUCAUAAAGCACUAUCAAGCGGGUCCCGUCAACGGUCUAUCGAGAUGUGAGCGGCAAGCGAACGAAGGCGUCGGACGCCGCCGUUACAGAUUCGAAGCUUCGACGACGGUUAAUCUCCGACUCUUCGCGCUUUUCCUCAUCUCGACUCCGGUCUUUUCAUGCGAAGUCCUUUCCUCGCAUCUGCAGGGGACGCCGUUGUCUUCAAUUGAGUUGUUGUUGUUGUCGUUGUCGUCGGGGAAGGCGAUGGGGAAGGAUGUGAUAAGGUUGGAGAAGGAGUCCGUGAUUCCGGUGAUGAAGCCAAAACUCAUCAUGAAGUUAACAAGUCUCAUAGAGCACUCUACUGACCAAUCCGAGUUUAUCAAGCUAUGCAAGAGAGUAGAGUACACGAUUCGUGCAUGGUACCUUCUACAAUUUGAAGAUUUGAUGCAACUUUACUCAUUGUUCGACCCUAUUCACGGUAAUCAGAGAUUGAAACAGCAGAACAUACCUUCUCAAGAAAUAAAUGAUCUGGAGUUGAAUUUCCUGAAGUACUUUUUUCAGGUAAUGGAAAAGAGCAAUUUUAAACUAGUUACUGAUGAUGAAAUCGAAGUUGCACAAUCAGGGCAGUAUCUCUUGAACCUUCCCAUUAAAGUUGAUGAAUCAAAGUUGGACAACAAGCUUCUGCCAAGGUAUUUUAAGGAUCACCCUCAUGAAAAUCUUCCUAGUUUCUCUGAUAAGUACAUUAUUUUUCGUCGUGGAAUGGGAAUUGACAAGACAGCAGAUUACUUUUUUAUGGAAAAAUUGGAUAUGCUGGUAGCACGUAUUUGGAACGGCUUUCUUAGAUUUACAAGGCUUCAACGAUUCCUCUCUAAACAACCAAAUUCAGAAACUAGGAAAGAAACGAAGAAAACUGAUGAAAUUACUGCCAACUCAAAUGAGGAAGACAUAAUUGUUGAACGUGUUCGAAUCGAGAAUUUGAAACUGAGCAUGAAGAACCUAAUGACCAAAAUUACGCUCCAAGAACCAACUUUUGAUAGGAUGAUCGUCGUGUACAGGCGAGCCAACACAGGAAACAAUACAGACCGAGGAAUUCAUAUUAAACACUUCAAAAAUAUUCCUAUGGCUGAUAUGGAACUCGUUUUGCCGGAAAAGAAGAAUCCAAGUUUAACUCCAAUGGAUUGGGUUAAGUUCCUCAUUUCUGUUGUGCUUGGUCUUGUUACUCUUGUUGGUUCUCUUGAAAUGCCGAAGGCUGAUAUCAAGGUUGCCAUAGCUAUCCUUUCUGGUCUCAUUGGCUAUUGUGCUAAGAUCUACUUCACGUUUCAGCAGAACUUGGCAACUUACCAAAAUUUAAUCACUAAAUCGAUGUACGACAAACAACUUGACAGUGGGAAAGGCACUCUUCUACACUUGUGUGAUGAUGUGAUUCAACAAGAAGUUAAAGAGGUCAUAAUUUCUUACUUCAUUUUGAUGGAGCAAGGGAAAAUGCCAAUAGACGAUCUUGAUAAUCAAUGUGAACAACUUAUUAAAGAAGAAUUCAGUGAAGAAUGCAAUUUUGAAGUCGAGGAUGCAGUUCAAAAGUUGGAGAAACUAGGCCUCGUUGCAAGAGAUUCCAUUGGCAGAAUCUACUGUGUUCCCCUGAAAAGAGCCAAUGAGAUCAUUGGCACCACUACAGAAGAGCUGGUGAUGAAAGCGCAACAGCCGCCAUCAUCUAGAUGAUUCAAGUUUGGAGUUGAUUGCAUCAGGUUCAUGGUCUAUGUAUUUGAAAUUUGAUAGACUAUCUUUGUUCAGUUGAGCAUGUGAAAAGGCUGAAAUUUGUCAUUUGUUGUGUAUUCGUGUUCUUUGGUCUUUGCUAAAUCUUUGUAAAUUAUGUACUAUUCUUUGUAAACAGGUUUGCUUGUUUUGCUAGCCGGAGCCUGGAAAUAAAAAAUGUGGUUUAGCAGUU
Molecule: messenger RNA, 1969 nt
Organism: Zingiber officinale
Lineage: Eukaryota; Viridiplantae; Streptophyta; Magnoliopsida; Zingiberales; Zingiberaceae
Exons: 15
Coding region: 16-1743 (575 amino acids)
Source: RefSeq, a predicted model, not a curated record